Molecule: messenger RNA, 1953 nt
Organism: Brettanomyces nanus
Lineage: Eukaryota; Fungi; Ascomycota; Pichiomycetes; Pichiales; Pichiaceae
Exons: 2
Coding region: 1-1953 (650 amino acids)
Source: RefSeq, a predicted model, not a curated record
AUGACUCCAAAAGAAGCGUUGAGUUCUUCGAAUCCAGCUUCGCCUAUUCCUCUGAGCGAUUCUUAUGGUCGUCCUAGAAACUUCUCUUCAGCUUCCCAUGGCUCUACUCAGCGUACUGUUAGUGGUUCUUUGAAAAGUAUAAUUCGGGCGACCAGCACCGGUGGUGCCCAAUCAAGAAACUCCCCCAUCACCACCGUUGUUCCUGAUGAAUUGAUGCCCAUAGUUACUCUUAUCCAUGCUCAGCAGUCUCGCUGCUAUUUUGAGGCCAGCGUCAGAGUCCCUGCAGAUGAUGCUGACAGUUCUACUGCUGAAAUCUCUGUACAAUCUACCUCUACUAUCAUCUGGCGUCCUGCCUUGAUCAAACUUAUUGGUACGGAUCUAGCCAUUUGGCCUCAUCUGGGGGCUGCUGGCUCCGGUUCCCCAAGAAUGACCGGCUUCACUGGCCUUGGUUCCCCUAGAACUACUGGCUUCACUGGCAUUGCUUCUCCCAGAACAACCGAUUCCACUGGUUCCACCAAUUCCGCUGGCUACGCCGGCUCUACUGGCUCUACUGGCUCCACCGACUCCACGCAACCCAUAAUCAUCAACAUCUCGGACUCGGAACUCGAAUUCUUCCGUAGUAAAACCUUUUUUGACCUCAAAAUCAAAAUCACCAAUGAAAAAUCGUACUUUAUACGCACAGAAACAGAUGAAGAUCUAGAUUACCUCUUUGCAGGCUUGUUGUUAUCACAAUGCGAGUUCAAGCAGUUGCAGGAAAGCUUCACUGGUGCUCUUCUCUCCUCGAAAGCCGUUAAUUUCUCCGAUAUUAGGACUCUUCUUGACCCCAACAACCAGCAUUCUCAUGAAGAGUGGUGCAUUCUGAGAUUCCCCUUUAUCAAUGACAAAUGGGUUCGUUGUUACGUAGUGACCAUUCCUCCUUCUCAUCUUUCUAAUAAGAUUAAAAGAGGUGGUAAGAAAAAUGCAGAUGGAUCCAUUAGGACGGGUAAAGUUGAGAUUUAUAUCUCUUCUAAUACGUCCAAGAAGAAUCUUCUAGCGUCCGUCACAAAUGGAAGGUCCUGCUAUUCGCUGUAUCCAGAGAGUCCGGAAUAUAUCGAUAACAAUGCGCUCAUCAGAAUUUGGGGGGAUUGUUAUAUCAACCAUCAGUUGCUACAGAAGAUCAUCAACGAGAACACAGAUAAUGAAGUAGUUAGAUCAACUAGUAAAUCACUUUCAAAGAGAUUAUCAUCGAGUUCGCUAAGACAUUCGAGAAACAGUUCUUGGGCUAAACCUAGAGAGAGUUCAUUCAGCCUAUCUCAUCGUCAUACAGAUUCGGGAGUGUCGCUGGCGUCCUCCCACUCUGAGGCAGGAUUUGCGAAGCGGCCACAGAAGAUGAAGAAUUUGAAUAUUCUUCAAACAAAGCUUUGCUAUCUGAUCCCAGAGACCCACGGAUCUGUCUCACCUUGUGAGACGAUGAUUAGAUCACUUAUUCCAAUCAUGAAUGCAUUCCAUUUAUAUGGGAGACCCGAGAAAUUCUCAGCCAGUAGAGAAGAGAGCAACUCUCUAUUAUUUGGAUUUCCGCAACUUCCGCAUACUCAGUAUUUGGACAUGCAGAAUGCUUAUGAUCUUGUAUCGUUGAACAUUAAGAACUCUAUGGAACAGCACUGGUCCUCGUACGAAUGGGUUGAAGUGUUCAAAGAGAUGGUUCAUGUGAAGAUGUCCAAGGGAUGGAAUGGUACUGGUUCGAUAGUCGAGACGUUCAGAGAUGGAUUACUCUACGACAGAAACCAGCUCAUGUCUCCAGACUAUCUCGAGUACGAUCCGGUCGAUGACUUUGGCGAUAAUAGUAACACUAACAGUAGUUCUAUCGUUACAGAGUCUCCGCCAAUGACGGACUCCAUUGACGUGGAGGAAGGGAAAAGAGGCGUAUCCGAAACAGCAGCAGCAUUGGCAUAUAAGGAGUUUGUUAAAACGUAG